AAAAAAAGGAACAAAAAGCAACCUUUUUUUUUAUUUCUAGAACAUUAUUUAUAAUGGAUACAUCAUCAUUAGUUUAUUUUGAUCAACAAGUGGCAGGUCAUGAUCGAUUACUUUUGAUGCCAACAAAUGAUUUAAUGGUCAUCAAACCUUGUAAACAACGCGAACUUGAUUUUUAUCAGGAUGCAACCCAAUAUCCUGACUUUCAGGAUUUCAUUCCUGAAUGUUAUGGUACAUUGCGUGCUGCUACUGAAAAGGAUUUAACAUUGUUAGAUAAUCCUGAAAUAGAAAAGAAUGAAACAAUUAAAAUCGACAUAAAUCAAAACGAAGAUCAAAACCUUUGCAUAGAGAAUCUUUUACACGGAUUUACCAGACCUUGUAUUUUAGAUUUAAAGAUGGGGUCUUUAUUAUAUGACAAUGAUGCAACAGAAGAAAAACGCAAACGGAUGAUAUAUCAGGCCGAAAAUACAACGUCAGGCUCGUUAGGAUUACGGAUAAGCGGUAUGAAGGUUUACGAUUCGAUUGAAAGAAAAUAUGCAACUUACCAAAAAAUCUAUGGCCGGUCUCGUACAGCAGAAAAUACGACAGAAGCCAUACUAGCAUAUUUAUUCCCUACUUCUACAUAUGGAAAAGAUACUGAAGAGUACAGAACUUAUAUCGAUGAAACUGACAGCGAAAUGAGGAUCAAAAGAGAGAAGAUACCAGCUAAAUAUUCAAAAUGGAUUAUUGAAUGUUUCAUAGAUGAGAUCGUGCAGCAGCAGACAAAACUUGGAAAUAUAUGUUAGAGGAAGAUAAUAAUGAUGGUAAAAAAAGAGAAACAGGGGAAGAAGAAGAAGGAGAAGAAGAAGAGUUACCACCUAAAAUGUGUGAUUUAAGAUUAAUUGAUUUUGCACACUCUGAUUGGCAUGCAGACGAUAGAG
Messenger RNA from Cokeromyces recurvatus, 917 nucleotides. RefSeq lists its product as uncharacterized. NCBI's taxonomy places the organism in Eukaryota, Fungi, Mucoromycota, Mucoromycetes, Mucorales, Mucoraceae. Gene Ontology annotation, molecular function: inositol hexakisphosphate kinase activity; inositol-1,4,5,6-tetrakisphosphate 3-kinase activity. The coding region runs from base 54 to 782 and encodes 242 amino acids. The transcript has 4 exons. Gene Ontology annotation, biological process: inositol phosphate biosynthetic process; phosphatidylinositol phosphate biosynthetic process. Gene Ontology annotation, cellular component: nucleus; cytoplasm. The record is from RefSeq and is a predicted model, not a curated record.